AUGAUAGACCUAGAACAAUUGGGUUCCUAUCCAAUACUGUGGCUGAAGAAGACUUUGUGUUUGAUGGCUGUGGCUUUGUUUGGUGAUCCGUCAACAUUAAACACUGGUCUUGGUGGUAUACUCUGA
Fibroporia radiculosa is the source of this 126-nucleotide messenger RNA. RefSeq lists its product as uncharacterized. The record is from RefSeq and is a predicted model, not a curated record. Lineage: Eukaryota; Fungi; Basidiomycota; Agaricomycetes; Polyporales; Fibroporiaceae. The coding region runs from base 1 to 126 and encodes 41 amino acids. The transcript is spliced from 2 exons.